AUUCGAAUACAAACUGUUCGGAAAAUGAGAGGGAGUGAAAGAAGGUGUGCUCUCCGUUGAUCUGCGAGUUUAACUUUCACUUCAUUUCGCUCUAGAGAUGACAAUAACACACUCGGAUUAAGCACAAACUGUUUAUUCGUACACUGCGCGUAGUUGAAAUUCAUAUAAAGUAUAAACUAGACUUUCGGAACUGUGCACCACAACAUGGCCUAGAUACUGUAUGUCUGCUGCGACCUUGCUGUGACGUUAGAAAGUUCCGUUGCAACAGCUGAUCGAGAAUGUCGUAGGUUUUUGGCUGCGUUUAAUAACGGGACAGCGUGUUGUAAUGGUGGAGUGGGGUAUCUAUUGUUUUACUUUUUUCACAAUUUUAGGAUGCUGCGGUGGUCUAGAACUGACUGCCUACAUAUCACAAGGUGGACUACAUGGCCACAUAACUUUUCGGAGGUAUCAUGCAGACAACAGAAAAAUUCAUGUCCACACAUCACUCCAGACUGUCAAUGAAGUUUCCAAAUGGUCUUGGAGAAUACAUAAAUUUCCAGUUUAUUAUAGUACACUACAGGAUCGGUGCAAUGAUGAGAAACUUGGGCCAGUGUUGUUGAAUCUAGAUGACACUAUUGGACUUCUCGAAUUUCCUGUGAAAAACACCAGUGAUUUACUGAUACCCACAGAUUUGAUAUCAUUAACUGGUGAAAAAGGCUUAUGGGGCCGAUCUCUGUUGAUCUUUGAAGAGGGCUAUAGAAUCCAUGCUGCUUGUGGUACAAUUAGUGUUUCAGAUCAAACAGAUGAAAAACUGGCUGAAGCAAAAUUCUAUUCUCCAGUUGCUGGGUCUGUUUUCAUGCGGUGGAUUGGAAGCCUACAUUCUGAUUCCAUAGAUGCACUCAUUCACACCAAUCUUUACUGGGUAACUAAAGAGAAAGGAAGUCCAGAAAAAGAUACAAAACAUCACUGGAAGAUCUAUGCAACAGAUAUUUUAGAUGCAGAAGCAGGAAAGACAAGAAGCAACUGCAACUUUCUUCAGUUUGUGUUUAAUCCUGCAUCUGCAAAAGAAGGACAAACUGUUGGUGACAUUGAUAAACGGUUGGGUAAAGUGCAGAUUUCAGGCAGUCCAGACUCCAAUGUUAUAAACACCUACCAUGACUCAGAGUUAACAUCUGUACCAUUUGACUUAACAACAGGGCAACGGAGCCUGUACAUUGUAAUAUUUGACUCAAAACACCCAGACAGUUUUUUAGCAUGUGCAAGAAUUAGGCAAAUAACUCCUUACACACAGAAGGUUAUCAUGCAGUCUGAAGGAGUAUCUGGAGAAGUGACAUUCAGCCAGCGCUCACCAUUUGACCCGACAUGGCUACAUUUUAAUUUAUCAUCAUACAAUGAUAAAUUUCUUGGGAGGCCUUUCCAUCUGACAAAGUACAGGAUACAUGAACUGCCACCUCCAUCCUUUUUUGCUGAAAAAAGUGGCAAUAGAUGUUUUCAAACAGGCAAUGUGUACAAUCCGACUGAUAUCAAUCCAGAUGAUGGUUCUGCAAGCCAGGAUACAUAUGGUGUUGGAGAUCUUAGUGGAAAACAUAAUAUGUGGCGUGAAGAACAAACCUUUUCUGAUUUGAAUGGCAGGUACUGGGAUAUUUAUCUACCACUUCAAGGUCCAUACAGUGUUGCCCACAGAUCCUUAGUGCUUUACAAGGACACUAAAAAUGAGAGCAAUCCUAAUGAAAUAAUUUCAUUGCCAUGGAUAUGUGGGACACUCUCCCAUUACCAGGAGGGAAAGAACAAAUGGAAAGAGCCAAUGUUUACUGCUGCAGUUAUCUACAGGUAUCCAAUUGUAGGUCGUAUUGUCUUCCGUCAGCCAAAAGACAAACCUUGGGCUGAUACUACAGUGAUAGUGGAAUAUUUAAUACAUGCAGAUGGAACAUCACAAAAUAAUACUGAGGAACAUCGCUGGAUGGUGCAUGAUUUGCCACCUGGAAAAGAUUUCUAUAACUGGACUGGUCGCUGCUUGAGUGCUGGUCACGUAUACAAUCCAUUUGAGGUGAAUCUUCAAUCAAAAAAUUCUGAAUCACCAUGCACAUUAGAGAAAUCUGGCUAUUGUCGAGUAGGUGAACUAUCAAUACGUCAUGGCACACUAAGCAUUGCUGGACGCAAAUCUGAAAGUAAUAAAUUAACAUGCCGUCUGUAUACUGACACUCAUCUUCCUCUUUCUGGACCUGGAAGUAUACUUGGAAGGUCUCUAGUAAUUUAUGAUGACCAUGGGCCAAAAGCUAGAGGAGAACGUCUUGCAUGUUCACCGAUAACAGCAGUUUACAGGCGCAAAGCUGUUGUGAAAGAUUGGUUUGGCAAUGGUUUGUUGCCAUCUAUAAAAGGAAAACUAGAAUACUUCCAGCAAACUGAGUAUGAUAUCACCGACAUUGAGGCAAAUAUUGAAGGACUUGAAGACACAAAUGGUUUUCAUAUUCAUGUUGUACCUGUUGAUCCAAGUCUAGAAUUUCCAUGUGAAGCUUCAUCUUUGUAUGAUUACUAUAAUCCAUACAAUGUAAGUCUUCAUCUCUCUCCUGCACCUGCAACUGGAACAACAGACCAGUACCAGAUGGGAGAUUUAAGUGGAAAAUUUGGAACACUGGAUGGAUUAACAAGUCUCAACUCAGCGUUCAAUGACACACAUCUCCCACUCUUUGGUCCAUACAGUAUCAUAGGAAGAUCAGUUGUUAUCCAUAAAAAGAACAAAAACCACAGGUGGGCAUGUUCAUCAAUUGAACGUGGCUAUUCCCCUUCAGAAGCUCGAGAACUAAGAGCCAUUGCAUCAUUUCACCAUCCCUUGGGAUUUGCAUAUGGUUAUAUCAGAAUGACCCAACUGAUAUAUAAUGAUGGCAGCAAAAGUGACACAGUGAUCGAGGUGAAUCUGAGACAUCCUGGAAAAAAUGAUAGGAAUGUUACAAGGAAUCACAACUGGGCAAUAUAUGUAAACCCUGUGGGUGUGGAUGCUUCGGUUAAAGUUCUUAACACUAGAUGUGUAGCGGGAGGAUAUAUGUGGAAUCCAUAUUAUACCCAGCUUGCCGAUCCUUUGAAUGAAGAGCUGUACCGUCAAGAGUGUGGUCCUGACAACCCAUUACGUUGCUAUGUAGGUGAUAUUUCAGGACGCUUGAGUACAAUAGAUUUAGGCGAUAAAAGAAAAGUUUUUUCUGAUGUCAACUUUCCACUAGAAGGUGAUGUAUCAGCCAUAGGAAGAUCAAUUGUAAUUAUGAACAAGGAUCGUGGCUCAGAAAGAUUUGCAUGUGCAAAUAUAGAACCAGAUAAGGACAUCAUAAAAUAUGCCAACAUACAAAAACCACCAAAAUUUGUUUUGGCACAGUUCAUUGAGGAUGUUCGAGAAGUAAUGGGAGUUCCAGAAUGGAUGUUAAAUGUAGAUAGUCGUAGGACUAAAAUACUGCACUCAGGUGCAUGCAUUCAGUUUCUACUUCACUUUAAAGGUCCUAUUGCAAAUCAAUUAGAGCAGGAUUUCAGCAGGCUUUUGGGCACUGGAAGACUCGCUGCACCUAGUCUUUACAUUCCUGGUUAUGUACCAAGUUCGAAAAGGAAAACACAGCUAUCAUACCGCCAAUGUGGAGCAAGUGACCCAUUAGAUAAAACAAGAUCAAAGAGCAGUGGGGUGACUCACAAGGAUACAAUAUGUAUUACUUUUCUACUUUUAUUUGUAUCAUUCAGUUUAUUUUAGCUUAUCAAUCAGACUGUUUUUAUUGGCUGUGUAUAUCUGAAAUUACUGUAUAUUAAUAUUUUAUUAACUGCUGGUGUAAAGGAAGACGAAAGCAAAUAGAACUAAGAGAAAUGAAGUGCUGUAAAAGAUAAAAGUAUGUACAGUACCCUUAUCAACUGUUUAUGUAUAAACAGUUGGCUUUGGCUAUAUGGCCAAGUGCAAAAUCAUCACACUACUUAAUGCAUUUCUUGUAUACAAUUAACUUAUAAAUUGCAGAAUAGAUGUGGAUAUUUAGUAAAUGUUGCACAUGCCUAUUGUA
Schistocerca americana (American grasshopper) is the source of this 4004-nucleotide messenger RNA. RefSeq lists its product as uncharacterized. The record is from RefSeq and is a predicted model, not a curated record. Bases 326 to 3706 code for a protein of 1126 amino acids. NCBI's taxonomy places the organism in Eukaryota, Metazoa, Arthropoda, Insecta, Orthoptera, Acrididae. Gene Ontology annotation, molecular function: metal ion binding. The transcript has 19 exons. Gene Ontology annotation, biological process: superoxide metabolic process.